Molecule: messenger RNA, 2059 nt
Organism: Neopsephotus bourkii (Bourke's parrot)
Lineage: Eukaryota; Metazoa; Chordata; Aves; Psittaciformes; Psittacidae
Product: C-terminal-binding protein 2
Exons: 9
Coding region: 47-1369 (440 amino acids)
Molecular function (GO): transcription corepressor activity; oxidoreductase activity, acting on the CH-OH group of donors, NAD or NADP as acceptor; NAD binding
Source: RefSeq, a predicted model, not a curated record
GUGUCCCUCCGCGGCGCUGAGCGGUGGCGCGGCCCGAGAGCGGCCCAUGGACCGGCACAAAGUGAAGCGGCAGCGGCUGGACAGGAUUUGCGAAGGCAUACGGCCUCCUAUCGUGAAUGGCCCAAUGCCAACACGGCCACUGGUUGCACUCCUGGAUGGACGAGAUUGCACUGUGGAGAUGCCCAUCUUGAAGGAUGUUGCUACAGUGGCAUUUUGUGAUGCUCAGUCAACUCAGGAAAUCCAUGAAAAGGUGCUGAAUGAGGCAGUAGGAGCUCUGAUGUAUCACACCAUUACCCUUUCUCGUCAGGAUCUGGAGAAGUUCAAAGCCCUCAGGGUCAUUGUGCGCAUUGGCAGUGGUUAUGACAAUGUUGACAUCAAAUCUGCUGCAGAAUUAGGCAUUGCAGUUUGCAACAUCCCUUCCUCUUCAGUAGAGGAGACUGCUGACUCUACCCUCUGCCACAUCUUGAACCUCUAUCGCCGUGUUACUUGGCUACAUCAGGCUAUGAGGGAAGGGAAUCGAGCCUCAAGUGUAGAACAGAUUCGAGAGGUGGCUGGUGGUGCUGUGCGUAUCCGUGGGGAGACUUUGGGCAUCAUUGGACUAGGCCGAGUUGGACAGGCAGUGGCUCUGCGAGCCAAGUCCUUUGGCUUCAACGUGAUUUUCUAUGAUCCCUAUCUGCCGGAUGGAGUGGAGCGAUCCUUGGGUUUACAACGAGUAGGAACCCUGCAGGAUCUACUAAUGCACAGCGAUUGCAUCACAUUGCACUGCAGCCUGAAUGAACAUAACCAUCACCUCAUCAAUGACUUCACUAUUAAACAGAUGCGCCAGGGCUGCUUCUUAGUGAACACAGCCCGGGGAGGGCUGAUAGAUGAGAAGGCCUUAGCACAAGCCUUGAAAGAGGGGAGAAUCAGAGGAACGGCAUUGGAUGUGCACGAGUCUGAGCCUUUCAGCUUUGCUCAGGGUCCCUUAAAAGAUGCUCCUAAUGUGAUUUGCACCCCUCAUACUGCCUGGUACAGUGAGCAGGCAUCCAUUGAAUCCAGAGAAGAUGCAGCUAAAGAGAUCCGCAGAGCUAUUACAGGUCACAUACCUGAUGCUUUGAGGAACUGUGUUAAUAAGGAGUACUUGCUGCUAGCAGCUCAGUGGUCCAGUAUUGAUCCUGCAACUGUUCACCCAGAACUCAAUGGAGCUGCAGCUUACAGGUUUCCUCCAGGAGUAGUGGGAGUAGCCACCCCUGCGCUGCCAGAACCGCCAGUAGUGGAAGGGAUUGUAGCUCAUGGGAUCCCUCCUGUUUCCCACCCUGCACCGCGUACCCCUUCCCCAGGAGAGACAAGCAAACUCGAUGCAGAGAGAGAGAUUCCUGCUGACCAAUAGCAGCAUCUUUCCUUUCAUCUCACAGCAGAUAAAAGUAGGAAGGCAUCUCUUCCUAGGACCUUCUUUAACACCCUACAGAGACUGUUUCCUGUUCAUGCAGGAUGGGAGAAUGCAUUUCAUUACUGGCAAACUUUAGCUCUUGCCUUUAUUUUUUAACCCUUUAGUUUUAAUCCCUCAAUCUUUUCCCUUCCCUGGGGCAGGGCAGCAGUGACCUUGCCUCCUCUUGGAAACACUUAGUUUAACAAAUGAAUUUUCCCAUAUAUCUACCCUAGUUGUCUGUGACAGGGAACUGGCCUUGUGGGGUCAAACACUGAAGUGGAGCUGUCUGAUCAGGAGUGGCCCUCAAGGUUCCCAACACCAGAGUUCAGUGCACACCUUUCAGUUGUGACUUGUAGCUUAAGUUUAAUUUGGUUAAACCUCUUGAGUGUAGCCAUGGGGAAUACUAGGAAAAUACUAGUGAACUGGAGAAGUUGUGACUACUGUCUUUAUUAUGCCCUUGGUAGAAUGCGGUCUAGGCUCAGCUGUGUGUGUUACUUUGCUUGUUUUAAUUAAGGUUUCCUGUGAGAACAGGCAUUGCUCAGUGUUGACCAUACAAAGUUCAGUCUGUGCAGUACCGGCCUGAGGUUAAAAGUAACAGUCUCAAAGCCAGCCCUGUAAAUAAUUUGGAAGGGAUUAAACUGUCAUCAGAUA